Molecule: messenger RNA, 2495 nt
Organism: Xenopus laevis (African clawed frog)
Lineage: Eukaryota; Metazoa; Chordata; Amphibia; Anura; Pipidae
Gene: gpr146.L
Product: G protein-coupled receptor 146 L homeolog
Biological process (GO): signal transduction; G protein-coupled receptor signaling pathway
Cellular component (GO): membrane; plasma membrane
Molecular function (GO): G protein-coupled receptor activity
Source: RefSeq, marked provisional
CAUGUGGCAGCCUGGGAGGAUAUGGGAUACUUCAUAUCGGAGCUCAGCUGGUGACCAGCAAAGAAGCAGAAGACUGGUAUCACUAUGUGGAGUUGCGAAGACCUUAAUUACACCAAUAGCGGCGAAGAGCAGUACUUGUGCAAUGAGUUCCACCUUAUUCUCUUUAUUUUCUCCGUACUCUACCUCAUCAUCUGCUUCCCGGUUGGCCUUUGCUAUAACGUGCAGCUGGUGCUGGUCAAUCUAUACAACAAGGCGACUAUGACUAUGCCAGAUGUGUACUUUGUGAACAUGGCCAUUGCUGGGCUCAUCAUUAACGCAGUUGCACCGGUGUACCUUUUUGGACCAGCCUACACUAAGUGGUCCCUGUGGAGUUUUGGAAAUGAAGUUUACAUUACCUUGUUGAUCCUCUUCAAUGUCUCCUCUUUGGUAAUCAUGUAUUCAACCACUUUGCUCAGCCUAGACUACUACAUUGAAUGCGCUCUGCCGAGGACUUACAUGUCCAGUGUGUACAACACAAAGCACGUAUGUGGAUUUAUUUGGGGAGGAGCCGUUCUCACCAGCUUCUCGUCCCUUCUCUUCUACAUCUGUAAUCACGUCUCUACCAAAAUCAUAGAGUGCUCCAAGAUGCAAAACCGAGAAGCCGCAGAUGCAAUCAUGGUUCUUAUUGGCUAUGUGGUGCCCAUCAUUGCAGUCAUUUAUGCACUGGUGCUCAUUCUGCAAAUAAGGAAAGAGGCCACGCCACUUGAUCAAGAGAGCGGCAGACUGGACCCUUCAGUUCACCGGCUUUUAAUUGCCACUGUUUGCACGCAGUUCAUAUUAUGGACGCCCUACUACGUGACACUUUUGGUGAACACUUUCAUGGAUGCACGUGUAAAGUCGUCGAAUACGUUUUACAUAAGAAUAUUUCAAUUUACAGAAGGCCUUUCUAAUUUCUUGGCCUUUUCCAGCAGUUUUGUGUUACCUCUAAUACACAGGCACAUUAACAAAAAUUUCAGUGGUAAAUUACAGAGGUUGCUUAAAAGACUGCACUGUGGGAGCCAAGGAUGCACCCAUGAACACACAGUAGUUCAGCAAGUAAUGACGUAAAAAAAAGUUACAAACUGGAAAUUGUGCAACAUUGAAGUGGUUUGUCAUUAAUCUAACCCAGUUUUUUUUUUAUGUUGGGUGGUUGUGUCAGUUUAAUUCUUGAGCUUCGGAUAGCCCACACUGCAAACUUAUUGCAUGUCACUUUAUUAUUCACUGUCUUCAAUAUAUCAUCUUUGAAGUACUGGUACCCACUGACAUGCUGCUGACCUGAAUCGUGGAUUUUGGGAGGAAAGAGACCAAAAGUCAGUAUCACUUUAACUUCCUAAAGGGAUAUAAGUAACGUACUGAUUUUUGGUAACCAACUAUUGCAAUUCAGUAAGGCGGAGAUGGUGCUUGAACAGCCAGAGAACAUUCCAUGUGUCCUUAGGCCUAAGCCGGUGCCAUGUUUGAAGACCGAUUUAUUUAGAUGCUGCAAGAGACACCCAACCUUGUUAUUCUAUCAGAGAAAAUAUAAAGUAAUGAGAGGAGAAGUUAUGAUGAUAAUUGUUGCCAUUACAUAGAAUUAAGUUCAAAGCACUUUGAUAGUAGAAGAGUUUCUAUUUUUUUGGUAUGGAAUAUUAAAAAUGUGUGAAUUGAAUUUGUCUCCUGAUAAUUGUAAGAUAUGCAGAAACGACAUCCGUUGCUAAAAUGACUACUGUACAAACAGGGUUCUGAAGUUUAUGGAAGGGAGGAUAUGGUUCAUCCCAAAUAUGAAUUUAUACAAAUACUAUGCAUAUAUAUUACAGGUAUUCAUUUUUGAGUAAGCAAAUAAGCAACAUCCAUUGCUGCCCUAAACCAUUUAAAUAAAGAAUUUGAUUGAUUGGCACAGUAAAUUACUAUAUAAUAGUGAAGCAUGUACCAGAAAAUAAACGGAGGUACAACGUCAAUAUGGGCCAGUUUCAACCUCCACCCUGAAAAUAUCCCGGCCCAUGGCAAUAUCUACUUCAGUGAUCAUAAGCUCAUACUUCAUACUUUUAACAUUGUAAAAGCUGUGGAAAUAAAACUGUACUUAGGACAAAUAAAACAUAUUUGCCCAUUUCAGUUCUAAAUUAUUCAUGCUGAUGGUAUUGCCUACCACUAAUUCCCUUCAAUAGGAGAACCACUGGAUCUUAGAGUACAACAACAGCUAAAGACAAAUAUCUGUUAUGUGAAUACUAAUAAAUGUUACUCAAGUGUAAAAUAUGUCAUUAAUACAUUUACAUAGACAUGUUUCAAGGCCCUAAAAAGGUUGAGCUACUGGGAAAAUUUACAGAUCAACACUGAAGUUUCUGCUUCCAGAAAGUGUUUUUCCACACCCUGGUAUAACUUAAAACCUACAGCUAAGACUUUGCGACAGUGUUCAUCUAUUUAGCUAUAUGUUAUGUGGGGAGAAGGAUCAAAGUUUCUAGAAAUAUAAUACACUUUAAGAGUUUGGAUUUUUCAUACAAAAA